Molecule: messenger RNA, 1026 nt
Organism: Dufourea novaeangliae
Lineage: Eukaryota; Metazoa; Arthropoda; Insecta; Hymenoptera; Halictidae
Gene: Vkor
Product: vitamin K epoxide reductase complex subunit 1-like protein 1
Exons: 3
Coding region: 291-797 (168 amino acids)
Biological process (GO): vitamin K metabolic process; peptidyl-glutamic acid carboxylation
Molecular function (GO): vitamin-K-epoxide reductase (warfarin-sensitive) activity
Source: RefSeq, a predicted model, not a curated record
AAGGGUUAUGUUUUUGUGUCCCGUUAUAAUAGGAAUGGAUGGAAGUGCUCCAUUUGGCGCUAAAAUCACUCCAGUAGAGUCCAGGUUGAUCUUACAUUCAAUCUUGCGUGUUUCAUGCUAUCGAUCGCCGCGCAUCCACCACUACUCGCGUCCAUCGUAAAAGAUAAGUUAGUGUUCGGGAAAUACUCAAGCGGAGAAAUUGAACUGAUCGCUCUUACAAAAUUUAUAUUGUUCGUUGAAAACAUUCAGUGAGUUUAAAUUACGUAUAAAUUUGAGAAACUCAUGGAAUCAUGUCGAAACAAUCAGUGUGGAUAUUAAAUGCCGGGAUUACGUCGAUCUGCCUCUUAGGAUUAGUUGCUUGUUUUUACACGCAUGUCGUGGAAGAAUUAAAGGCAGAAAAUGAUUCUUACGUGGCAUUGUGUGACAUCAGUGAUCACAUAAGUUGUUCUAAAGUGUUUACGACUGAAUACGCAAAAGGUUUGGGAAUAAUUCCAAAAACGUCUAUUUUAUACAUGCCAAAUUAUAUGUAUGGAGUUAUAUUUUAUACUUUGGUUGCGAUACUCAGUAUGUUUAAUAAAUAUCCGAUAUCAGCCAUUGCUGUAACGUUAGCAGUUUGCUCGAAUUUGGCUACCCUUUAUCUGGCCUAUCUUUUGUACAUUAUAAACAGCAUUUGCGUGGUCUGUGUUAGUACUUACAUCAUAAAUUUCAUUAUUUUAAUACUCACUGUUAAGAAGCAUCGAAACCUAUUCCGUGAUGGCACAAACAAGACGAAAAAAAGGAAAAAAAAGUCAGAAUAAAGAUUUUUGGAAAAUGUCAAAGUUUUACAGUACGACUCAUCGAAAAGAAAAUCACUAGAAAUCAAUGGAAUAUUACUUUGAGACUAUUCACGUAUCGCUAGACCGCGAAUGUUUAUGCGUUUAUGUAAAAUGAAUCAAGUUUUUAUCCUCUCUUCAUUUUCGACCGAUCCCUUCUUAUUUAACUGCACCAUACGAAGUAUGAAUUUUGUAACCAUAUACAGUCAUGAAA